Trifolium pratense (red clover) is the source of this 4087-nucleotide messenger RNA. Its product is annotated as transcription factor SPT20 homolog. The record is from RefSeq and is a predicted model, not a curated record. The transcript is spliced from 2 exons. Lineage: Eukaryota; Viridiplantae; Streptophyta; Magnoliopsida; Fabales; Fabaceae. The coding region runs from base 1436 to 2158 and encodes 240 amino acids.
CUAAAAAGUAGUAAAUUUUCACAUAUAUUUUAAGCACUUAUUGACUUAUUUUAUAAAGUUAUUUCAAGUAAAAACUAGUCUUUAUAAGUAAAUUAAUAUUUUAGCUAUUUUAACUCAUUUUCCCUCACUUUUAUAGAUUUUGUGAAUUUAUUGGGAAAAUGGAGACUAAGCAAGUACUUGGAGACUAAGCAAGUUUAUGAUUGGACAAGAAAAAUAAAGAGGCAACUUUUGUCCUUUGUUUAAACACACAAGAAGAUUUUCUAUUGGACCAAAAUUACCAAAGUACAGCACCGUUUCUUUUGACUCUUCACUAACUAAGUUGUCUUGGUUAGAGCAGUAUCACAUGUAGUCUGAAAAGCAUGAUCAAACCGCCUUCCUUCUACAAGGGGCUUACCAUCCAUAGUUACUUUUUAAGCCUAUUUAAGCAUUGCAUCACCCAUUGUGAAAAGAAUCCAAUUCUUACACUCUCACACACACGAGAGAACAGAGAGUUAAAAACAGAGGAGAAAGACAGAGAGUAAGCAUAGAACGACGGAGGAAACGAGUUGGAUGCACACCAACUGUUCGAGAAAUCAACCGGUGUUGUUAUUUCAUCUCUUUUCUUCUCAUUUGUGUAAACUAUCAUGGUAAUGAGUAGUUAAAGACACUUUUGUUGGGAUUAGGUGUAAAUUACUCUAUUAGUAUGUGUUUCUAUUGAUCAUGGUUUUAUAUAUGGUUUUAGUUGUCUCUCAAUAUUGAUGUUAUCUUUGUUUUCAUUGUUUUAAUCUCUGAUUUGAAUUGUUAUAGACAUAUACCUUUUGAAUCUAAGAACUAGGAUAAUAUCUAUUGAACUCUAAAUUCUAGACAUAGAUUUAGGUUUAAUAUUCACUUAGAGUAUCGAAUCUUAAUGCUAUUGUAUUGAUUGAUGACCCGAGACAUCGGAUGUUAAUAGAUGCAAUAGAUAUCUCGAUGUUAUCUGGACACGGAAACGUUCGACGAGCGAUACGUGAUAAUAUUGAUAGAUGACUAGAAUCUAUAUAACUGAUUAGGGAAAUAUAUAUGAAUGAGUUAAUGAAGUCUAAUCUCAGCAAUUUCAUCUCUCUGUUAAUUUACUCAUCUCUUGUCAUCAUUAUAUUUUCGCAACUUAUCGCAAACAAAUACCUUUCAAUCACUUUACUUAAAAUUAUAUUACUUGUUGAACUGCAUCGAUAUCGCAUCAGUCCCUGUGGAGACGAUAAAAAUAUACUUACUUUUGUAUUUCAACAAAAUGGCGCCGUUGUCGGGGACUGGCGUUUAGAUAUUGGAGCAUUUCAACAAUUUGUAUUCUUUUAAGUAUUUGUAUAUAUUUGUUUAUAUUGUAUAGUUUUUCUUGCACUAAUCCUUCUUUGCUAGACAAAGAAAGUUGUUUUUCUUGUUUGUUGAAUCCUUUUUCAGAUUCCCCAUUAAAAGUUAAACCAUGACUGAUCGUGGUUAUUAUAACUUCUAUACUCCGGGUGAGUAUGAAUCAUAUCAACAGUUUCCUCCUUAUAGUUAUGGGCAAACUUCAGAGGCUAGAUUGGAGGAGACCAUGAUUAAAUUCAUGGAAAUGCAGCAGCAACAAAACCAACAGUGGCAACAAAUGAAUGAACAAAUGCAACAGAUGCAAGACCAACACCGACAAUAUAUGAAAAACAGUCUUGCACGGGCCAAAAAUUUGGAAAAUCAGCUUGUUCAGUUGGCUAAACUGUUAGCCAAUAACAAUAACCAAGGAGGAACAUUUCAAACCAACACACAAACCACUCCUGACGAGAAAGAUAAUAUUCUAAAUGAGGAAAGAAUGUUCGAAGGAUGUGGUGUAAAGAAAAUAGUGAAAGAAAUAGAUACACCGCAUGAAGUUGAACUUCCUCAAGAAUUGCCAUGUACGGAGGAAGCUAACACUGUUGAUAAGGAACAAGUGAUGAUGGUUGCGGAGGAAAAUGAAGGAUUAUUUAGCAAGGAAGAAUCAUGUGAACAAAAGAAGGAGAUGGAAAACAAGGCGAAGGUUGAUAGAGUCAUUGAUGAAAUUUGUGCCUUGUUUAAUAAAAAAGAAUUAGGGAGGAUAUGGACUCCGCAACAUUUAUAUCUAAAAUUCAUGGAGUUCCUCCCUAACCGAAGGAAAAAGACGGAUGAUGUGCUUUCCGUCUCAUUUUGGCCACCCUAACCAAAAAGGCGUCAAGCUAGUGACGUUAAAGAAGCGCUUGUUGGGAGGCAACCCAAUUUUCUAUCUUUACUAUUUAAUUUUUGCAAUUUAUCAUUUUAGUAUAUUUAGGCAUGUUUUGAAAGAUUUUAUAUAUGAGCCAAAAUUGAACCAUUGCAUUUGAAGGAAAAGUUCUGCAAUUUUUUGCCUGUUUUCAUGACUUCGCUAAGCGACCGUUUCUUUGGCUAAGCGAAGAAGACUGAGUUUUGAAACAUCCACACACUCCUUCACGUUAAAACCCUCAACUACUCUUCCCUCUCACGAAUUUUGAUCUUCUGUCACUCAAAUUCAUCCAAUUUUAUUCAUCCCAUCCAAAAAAAAAAAAAACAUCUUUUGACUCAUUCAGAUUCACAAGGGUUUGCAAAAGAAUUCAUCCAUUUAUUUAAAAUCCUAAAUUUCAUCUCAUUCUUCAUCUUUUCACAAGUAAGUCUAUUCUAAUGCUUUAAUGUUCAUUAUUAUUGAAGUGGGUUUACUUAAUUUGUGAAUUUGAGAUUCAAUAUAGAUGAAUUAGGGACUUUUGUGGUUUAUCACUCUUCAUGGAAAACGAAAUUAGGAUUUUUAAUCCUUCAUUUUUAUUUGGAAAAUCUCUGUUUGAGUGUGGAUUUACAUGUUUAAGGUGUGUUACUUGGGUAAUUAGACAAGAACAGGGCUGGUGUCUGUUUCCAAUGAAUUCAUGUUUCCUUGCUUCACCUUUUUAUGAAACUUACGUUUUUCAUCACAACAAUUGCACAUAGGAAUGCUUUGCACUUCAUUUACUCCAGUUGGAUAUACUUGGUUAUGUGAUGAAUUACAAUGUCAGAUAUUAUUUUUUUUUUCUCUUCUAUACCCAAAACAAAGCAUGAAUGGUAUGAUGGUACUUUCACUGAAACUUGUUAAUCACUUUCAUAUUUUAAAUCUUGGAUUAAUGGUGCCUUACUUUAGGAACAAUGAUCAUGUGAAUCAAGUGGUGAAUGCUUUUAGAACAUUGAUUAUCACUUUUACAUACUAACCACCGAGCAAACACAGUUUGAAUGAUUAUAUGCACAGGUUUACUAUGCAUCUGCAGCAAGGUGCAACAUGUUAAAUGGCCUACACCUGAGGUUUUUGCUGCAUUUGUUAAAUGGCCUGAGGUCAGUCCACAUGCACCGGAGGAGGCAGCUCAUCAAAACGAUGUUGAAGUUGGAGUUAAUAAUGAGCUAGAUGAAGCAGAGUAUGGAGCUAAAGCACGCCACAUACAGUGAACUUUUAUUGUUUCAGUCAUUAACAUUCAUGUUUUAUGUUUCAUUGCAAAUGUUGACUGAAAUUUUUGUGAACAUACAUGGUUUAAAUUUUUGUGAUCGCUAAAUGUGCAUAUGAAUUGAAAUGUCUAGGUUUGUGAUUAAUCAAAUUCAAAUGCAUGAUUAGAAUGAAUUUUUCAAAUUGCAUUGCUUGAGGUGAAAUCUUUGUGAUUAUCUUUGAAUGAUAGGAUGAAUUUGAACUAAGUAGCUUUAUUCAAUUUGAUUUCAUCCAUUCCUUCUUAACAUGAUUAAUUGAUUAUGAAUCACGUAGACCUAGCCGGGUGAGAUUGUGUGAACCUUCCAUUGUUUAUAUAUUUGAGAGCCGACAAUUGUGUUUAACUCUGUUGGUUUUAACUGAAUCUUGCUAUUACUUGAUGUGUUUGAUGUCAUGGAUAUGAUCAAGGCCUUGUUUCUUUUUGAGUGAUAACUACUUUGGCCAAAUAUAACCUACCAUGUGACUUGUGUGAUCCUUUGCUACCCCCUUGAGCCAAACUUUUGAAAAUUUGUUUGUUUUGAACCCUUGAACCAUAAUAAAGAAAAACAAUGACUUAACCCUUGUCUUAGGAUGAUUGAGCAUUGAAUUUAAGUAGGGUUGAAAACAAGUUGGGGAGAAAGAGGUUAUUUGUUUGUUUGCAAA